GAACGCAUCAACGUACUAAACUUCCACAUUCUCGAAGGGAUUUUAACCGGAGAGGCUUUCAUGGUCUCUCGCUCGUUAUCACGUUGUUAUAACAUUUUGGAUUAUAUUUUGUAGGAACUCGCCACCAUCUCCGCCGGUAACGCCUCCUGUAGCCUGUUUCAAAGUACAACCGGCUGUUAGCUAACAGCUCAGGUGAGAGUUCACCGGGUCGAAGGACGUUUUACCAGCUGGACGACAUCUCAUUCGGUUGCAGGUGGACUUCCACACGCUCGUCUACUUUCUGUUGUUUUUUGUUUUUGUUUCGGGGAGACCACAUUUGCUGUCAAGGUGUUUUUAAAGAAGCGUCCGAAAAUGAGUCGAAGAAGUGAAACCGCCGAGAAAACGUCUGCAGCUUCGGUUUCCUCGCCGGCUACCAUCGCAUUAGACCACGGACAGAGGACGAAAAUCAUUUAUGUCACGUAUAUCAUCGCUACUUUGGACAUCACAUGGAUGUUUUUGCAGUUUUCUGUCACCCCUUAUUUGGCAAAGAAACUUGGCUUCGACACCUUGUGGUUUGGCUACUUGCAGACCACGGUCGGAGUGAUUCAGCUGGUUGGAGGUCCUCUGUUUGGAAGGUUUGGAGAUCUGUUCGGGGCUCGAGCAGCUUUGUCUCUGUCCUGCUCUGCAACCAUCGCCUUCUUCCUGCUGCUGGCUGCAGCAAACCAUCCUGCCAUGCUGUUUAUCCAUAAGCUGCCCACAAUCUUUAUGCACGUCCUCCCUGCCACUCAGAUGGUCGUCACCGACCUUUCAGAACCUGACAAACGGGCCGAUGCUUUGGCCAAGAUGGGUCUGUGUUUUGGCAUCGGGAUGAUAGCCGGGUCCACGCUGGGCGGACAGUUAAUCAAGCACUACGGGGAAACGUUUACUGCAUGUGUUGGUGCUGCAGGGAGCUUCUUCAGUUUGCUGCUGGUUUUACAGUUCAUCCCAAAAACCACUAAAAUUGCAGCUCCUGAAAGCAACACAAAAACCAAUGACAACAAAAACAAAUCGGUGUUCAACAUGGGAGAGAUCACAAGACUGAUGAAGUAUCCAGGAGUGAUGCGAACUUUUCUCAUCAAGAUCUUUGCAGGUUUGCCAUCAGGCGUUUUUCAGGUGAUGUUCUCCAUCAUUGUGUUGGAAUUCUUCAAGCUGGAUCCUGAGCAGAAUGGCUACCUCAUGGCCUACUUUGGCAUCGUCCAAAUGGUUCUUCAGGGAGGAGUGAUUGGACGCCUCACAGCGAGAUACUCUGAGAAUUCGAUGCUGCUUUUGUCAGUUGGAGUUUCUUCUCUUGUGGGACUUGGUCAGGCCUACAUGCAGACUGUGGUCCAGUUGUGCAUUGUCAUCGUCCCGUGGAUGUUUUCUCUCAGUAUGUUUAACGUUAUCACAGAUAGCAUCCUCACCAAUAGCGUACCGUCCGCCGACACAGGCACGAUGCUGGGACUCUGUGCAUCUGUUCAGUCUCUGAUUCGCACAAUCGGACCAACUAUUGGGGGCUUCCUUUACGUGAGCUACGGCAUCAUUUCUAUGGGUCUAAUCCAGUUUUUUGCCAGUUUUGCUGUGUUCUUUUACCUACUGCAGCAACAUCGAAGCAAGCCCGACGAGCGGAGGGAAUGACACCUCUCAGCCUUGUUUUCAUCUCCUAUUUAUCAAAAAAACUUUGCAAAAACAAAAGAUGGGACAGAAAACAGUGUUCUAUUUUUGGCAAUUUUAUGUAUUCAUGUGUUUCCUUCGUUCCUUUGAUUACAUAAUGAGAUCAUUCCAGUUCGUUGGUAAUCAGGGUUUAUGUUCUGGAGUUGAAGUUGUGGUGAAGAUUCAGGAACAAACCACUAGAUGGCAGCAAACCCUCUUUUUAUCCUUCACAACAGAGAAAAAAGUCUUGUCUGCCACUUAAAUUUUCUCAAAUAAAUGCUGGUCCAGACACCAGCAUCCCCACUUGAACAUAGUUAUAUGUAGUUACAAUUAACAUUUAUUAUCGAGGUUUAUUUUCUUAUGAGUUAUUGUUAAAAUAAUUCUAUUUUUGUUUCUGAAUUCAAUUAGAAAGGUAGUAAUCUAUUCCAGACCUCUUUUUGCAUUGAGCAGGUGCACUGAACUUGAGAAUUUUAGCACUUAAAUGCUCUUUUAAAGGCAUUUGUCUCUCAUACAAAUGAAUCUGUGGCAGAAAUGGUGAAAAUGUAAAUAUCAAUGUUAUUUUUAGAAUGUUUCUGCCACUCUGUUGCCAGUGUGGUCCUUCAAAAAGCCAUAUAAUUUGCGAGAGAUUCUUAUGUGAUUGUCCGUCCAUGCAUUUACUCAAUAUUCUAAUGAUCUACAGUGAUGCUAAAACACAUGAUGGCCUUAAACACUACAGUCCCUGACAAAAGUCUUGUCGCUUCUCUUUAAGUUGUAGGAACAACAAAUAACAACUGGACUUGUAGUUGAUCAAAUGGAAUCAGAAAUGGCUCAUAUUAAUGACAAAGCCCUCUAGAUUAUAUUUAUUAUGUCAAAAUAAAGUUUUGUAUCAUUCAUUGAGUUUGAUCAUUUAAUUAGGACAGAAAGGUCAGAUUUUGCUUGGACAAAAGUCUUGUCGCAUGCAAAAAUAAUGUUGAAAUUAUACAUAUAUUUUAUUCUGAAUACACAAAUAUGCUAUAAAAACAUCAGAACAUUAAGUCAUGGUGUCUUGCAAAAAAGAAUUAAUAUUGUGUAUGACUUCCAGAGCUUGGAGGACUGCAUCCAUACAUCUCAUCAAUGACUCAAAUAACUUAUUGAUAAUGUCAUCUUAAAUGGCAAAGAAAACAGUCUUUCAGGGCUCCCAGAGUGCAUCAAGAUUCUUCGGUUUCAUCUUCCAAGCCUUCUCCUUCAUUUUACCCCAGACAUACUCAAUAAUGUUCAUGUCUGGUGACUGAGCUGGCCAAUCCUGGAGCUCCUGGACCUUCUUUGCUUUCAGGAACUUUGAUGUGGAGGCUGAAGUAUGAGAAGGAACGCCAUUCUGCUGCAGAAUUUGCCCUCUCUCAUAGUUUGGGAUGUAAUGGGCAACAAGAAUUUCUUGAUUUUCUUUCACCAAACUUGACUGUUUUCUUGGUGAAUCUUGGGUCAGUGCGGCUUCUGCAGGAUUUGCGUUGAUUGGGAUGCAGUUCAAUGGAUGAUUCAUCAGAAAAAUCAACCUUCUACCACUUUUCUUUGUCCAUCCUUCCUGCAAGCUGUGGACCUUGACAAAAGCAGCACGAUUUUUUGUUGUCUUCAGUUUAAUGCUGGUUUCUAUGCACUAAUUUGACCAUGGAGAACACCGCGUGAGAGAAUUUGACAAACUGUUCUGGUAGAUACAGGGAUUUCUGGCGACCAGUUCACGUGUAACUCUGUUGCAGUUGAAAAAGGGCUGGCCCUGGACUGUUGAAGCAACAAAUGCUCUUCUCUAACAGGUGUCUGCCUGACCUGGGCUUGUCAUAAACGUCACCAGUUUCUUCAAAUCUUUUUCUUAUCUUCUCUACUUGACAUCCGGAUACAUUAAAGCUGUCUGCCACCUCAGCAGCAGACUUGGUCUUCAGGGUCUUGAUGAUCAGCACUUUGGUCUGUGGUUGGAUCUUUGGCAUGCUGUCGGGGUCAGGUUGGGCUUCAUAUGAAGGUCUUGUGUCUUGGGUUUCUUUUUAUACACGCCUGGGAAUGUGUCAGUUACAGUAUUUGUCACAGGUGAACUUCUAAUCUGUGAUUGGUUGAAUCAUUUAAAGACAUGACAAGACUCUUGUCCUUGCAAAAACAGAUGUCAUGGGCUUUAACAAGACGUGAACAUCAGGACACUUUAUGACGGGUUCAAUUUGCACCCAGUUAUUAAUGUGAAAGCCCUUGACAUUAAAAUGAACCAUUUUUUUUGUGAGAACUGAUUGAUUAGAAAUAAAGUUAUAUGCCUUUUAAGGUUACUAUAUCCUUAUGCGACAAGACUUUUAUCAGGGACUGUACAGCAUGUUGUUAAAAAUGAAGCAGCUGUUUUUAGAACAGCAAAAAGGAUGGUGAGAGGUUGUACCCAUAGAACCGGAGAACUAUUAAUGGAACCAUUUCUAUAAAGUCAGUCACUUUAAAAGUGGAGCCAUCCAUCCAGUUGACCAGCUGUAAAACACUGGUUCUAAACAGCCAGCAAAUGUUUACCUUGAUUUUAUAGCAAUUCAGAUCUUUUGUAUUAUUGCCACUGAGAAAUAUAUAUACAGUGCCUAUCAUAAGUAUUCACCCCCUUUGAUGCUUUACCCUUUUAUUGCUUUCAUAAAUCAAUCAUGGUCCAUAAAAUUUGUCUCUCUUAACACAAAGAUUUAUUGGAAAAAAACUCUUUAAUGUCAAAGUGAAAACAGAUUUCUAUAAAGUAAUGUUAAUGAAAGAAAAUUAUAUAAAUAAAAAUAAUUGUUUGCAUAAUUAUUCACCCCCUUUUUAAUUUAAUGGUCUAAUUCAAUAGAGGUCCAUCAAAUUGUUGCCAAUAGUCUCACAAUUAGUGAAAUGAAGAUCACCUGAGUGGUGUGGGUGUGUUUCAAGUGACUGAGUUGUAAAACACCUGUGUCUGAAGGGUCCAGAGAGUGGUUGAUCAGUAUUCCUGGCUACCAUUACACCAUGAAGACAGAAGAACACUCUAAGCAACUCAGGGAAAGGGUUAUUGAGAAGUACAAUUCAGGGGAUGGUUACAAAAAAAUUUCCAAGGCACUGAACAUCCCCCGGAGUUCAGUGAAAUCAAUUAUCAAGAAAUGGAAGGAAUAUGGCACUUGUGUGAAUCUGCCUAGAUCAGGCCGCCCUCGUAAACUGAGUGAGCGUGCAAGUAGGAGACUAGUGAGAGAAGCCACCAAGACCCCUACAACUACUCUGAAGGAGUUACAAGCUUCAGCUGCUGAGAUGGGAGAGACUGUGCAUGUAGCAACUGCUGCCCGGGUUCUUCACCGGUCAAAGCUUUAUGGGAGAGUGGCAAUGAGAAAGCCACUGUUGAAGAAAAGUCAUAUUAGAUCUCGACAAGAGUUUGCCAAAAAGCACGUGGAAGACUCCAUGGUCAAGUGGAAGAAGAUUCUUUGGUCUGAUGAGACCAAAAUUGAGCUUCUUGGCCAUCAGACAAGACGUCAUGUUUGGCGGAAACCAAACACUGCACAUCACCAAAAACACACCAUCCCCACUGUGAAGCAUGGUGGUGGCAGCAUCAUGCUGUGGGGAGGUUUCUCUGCAACUGGACCUGGAAGGCUUGUAAAGAUAGAGGGCAGAAUGAAUGCUGCAAAAUACACUGAAAUCCUGGGGGACAAUCUUUUUCAGUCUGCAAGAGAACUACGUCUUGGGAGAAGAUUUAUUUUCCAGCAAGACAAUGAUCCAAAACAUACCGCAAAAGCUACACAGGAAUGGUUAAAAAAGAACCAGUAAAUGUUCUGGAGUGGCCGAGUCAAAGCCCAGACCUCAAUCCUAUAGAGAAUUUGUGGCUGGACUUGAAAAGGGCUGUUCAUGCCUGAUACCCGCGCAACCUGACAGAGCUUGAGCAGUUUUGCAAAGAAGAAUGGAGCAAAAUUGCAGUGGGCAGAUGUGCAAGACUGAUUGAGACCUAUCGACACAGACUCACUGCUGUGAUUACAGCCAAAGGUGCAUCUACUAAAUACUGACUUGAAGGGGGUCAAUAAUUAUGCAAACAAUUAUUUUUAUUUAUAUAAUUUUCUUUCAUUGACAUUACUUUAUAGAAAUCUGUUUUCACUUUGACAUUAAAGAGUUUUUUCCAAUAAAUUUUUUUGUUGAAAAAGCUAAAUUUUAUUGACCAGGAUUGAUUUAUGAAAGCAAUAAAAGGGUAAAGCAUCAAAGGGGGUGAAUACUUAUGAUAGGCACUGUAUGUAUAAAAAUGCAUCUAUUUUGUAUAUAUAAAUAAAUGAUCUUUUCACAUA
Messenger RNA from Acanthochromis polyacanthus (spiny chromis), 5873 nucleotides. RefSeq names its product solute carrier family 22 member 18 (gene slc67a1). Gene Ontology annotation, biological process: transmembrane transport. Gene Ontology annotation, molecular function: transmembrane transporter activity. Bases 352 to 1632 code for a protein of 426 amino acids. The transcript has 10 exons. Lineage: Eukaryota; Metazoa; Chordata; Actinopteri; Pomacentridae. The record is from RefSeq and is a predicted model, not a curated record.